Trichomycterus rosablanca is the source of this 2665-nucleotide messenger RNA. It is a transcript of the gene lgi1a, whose product is annotated as leucine-rich, glioma inactivated 1a. The coding region runs from base 278 to 1894 and encodes 538 amino acids. The transcript has 8 exons. Gene Ontology annotation, molecular function: protein binding. Gene Ontology annotation, biological process: myelination. Lineage: Eukaryota; Metazoa; Chordata; Actinopteri; Siluriformes; Trichomycteridae. The record is from RefSeq and is a predicted model, not a curated record.
AGGAGAGGGACAGAGGGUCUGAGAGGGAUUUAAUAUCCGCUGUUUUCAUAUCCGACCGCGUCCACCUGCUUCUAAACCCCGUUUUUGUUUUUCCUUCUCAGACAUACGCGCUGAUUAGAAGAGAGCGACGCUGCGGCAGAAACACAGCAGAACCGACCGAGGACACGGUUGAAUCGUUGCCUUGUUUUUUUGUUUUUUUUUUUUACUGUUGGAUGGUCGGGAAUAGCGACUGUGCGGGUCGGAAGAGGACUGACUCGUUAACACGGGACUGGUUAAGAUGUGGAGGUUGUGCAGGCUCUCGGUUUUGCUCUCUGUGUUGUUAUAUGUGUUAGUAACGGAGGGCAGGAAGCGGAUGACUCGGUGUCCCGCGAGCUGCACGUGCACUAAAGAUAACGCUCUGUGCGCGAGCAGGUCCUCCAUUCCGCGCAGCUUCCCUCAGGACGUCAUUUCACUAUCCUUUGUGAAGUCUGGCUUCAGUGAAAUUUCCAAGGAGAGCUUCAUUCACACACCUGCGCUGCACCUCCUUCUUUUUACAGCCAACGUGUUUGACUCCAUAAAUGAGGAUGCAUUUCUUGGUCUUCCACAUUUGGAAUACUUAUUUAUUGAAAACAAUCAAAUUAAGUCCAUAUCACCUUUUGCCUUCCGAGGUCUCAAGUCCUUAAUACACUUGAGCCUUGCCUACAACAACCUGGAGUCUCUACCGAAAAACCUUUUUAAGGGUGUGGACACCUUAACUAAAGUGGACUUACGUGGAAAUCUGUUCAGCUGUGAUUGCAAAUUAAAGUGGCUGGUGGACUGGAUUUACCAUACAAACGCAACAGUGGACCAGAUUUACUGCAACAGCCCGGCGUCCUAUCAGGGAAAGAAAAUCAACGAUCUAACCCCACAGUCAUUUGACUGCAUAACUACAGAUUUCUCACUGCUGAGCUCUCUUGAGUUCCAGUCCAUUUCAGUAGAAACAUUUACCUUCGGUGGUGACCAGUACGUGGUGUUUGCUCAGCCUUUCAUCGGACGAUGUAGCUUCAUGGAAUGGGACCAUGUUCAAAUGGAAUUCCGAAACUACGAUAAUAUAACGAGCACGUCCACAGUCAUCUGCAAACCUCUGGUUAUCGACAACCAGCUGUUUGUAGUAGUGGCUCAGCUGUUUGGUGGCUCACACAUCUAUAAACGAGAUAUCUCUGCAAACAAGUUCAUCAAAAUUCAAGACAUUGACAUCCUGAAAAUCCGCAAGCCUAACGACGUGGAGGUGUUCCGUUUGGAAGGCGAAUCCUUCUUUGUCAUAGCCGAUAGCUCCAAAGCAGGCUCUACCACCUUGUACAAGUGGAACGGCAACGGUUUCUACUCACACCAGUCCCUGCACCCGUGGUACCGCGACACGGACGUAGAGUACCUGGAGAUCUCUGGCAAGCCGCACCUGAUCCUAUCCAGCAGUUCCCAACGGCCUGUCGUGUACCAGUGGAACAGGAGCUCCAAGCAGUUCGAGCGGCGCACCGACAUCCCCGAAAUGGAGGACGUCUAUUCCGUUAAGCACUUUCAGGUGAAGGGAGAGCUCUAUAUUUGCCUAACACGCUUCAUCGGAGACUCGAAGGUAAUGAAAUGGGAUGGCGCCAUGUUUAAUGAAGUCCAGAGCAUGCCGUCAAGAGGGUCCAUGGUCUUUCAGCCGUUUGCAGUGGCGGAUUGGCAGUACGCCAUCCUGGGAAGCGACUACUCUUUUACACAGGUGUACCGCUGGGAUGCCAACAAAGAUCAGUUCAUUCACUUCCAAGAGCUCAACAUUCAGGCACCGAGAGCCUUCUCGCUGGUGUCCAUCGAUAAUCGAGAGUUCCUCCUUGCGUCCAGUUUUAAGGGGCAAACGCGGAUCUAUGAACACUUGAUCCUAGACUUGAGUGAUUAAAUGAUAAACGAGAUUUAGCAAAGGACGCAGGUAAACCAGCGAUACUUGCCAUUUCAAGGGGAAAUGGGAUCAAACCAGUGAUACUUUUCAUAUUUUGGGUAAAUGGGGCUUGAUAUGAGUAAACCAAGCAUACAUUCAAUUUUAAGGUUAAAUAGAAAAGGCCAUCUUGGGCUAAAUUCAGGGUGAUACAGAACUUGGGGGUGUUAAGUAAAGGGAGAAAUAUGUCAAUAAUCCAGUUUUACAUGCUCCCUUUCUGGGGCAAAUACGAGAAAUACAGAUAACCCUUACUUUCCAACAUUGGGGUACGUUGUGGAGGGUUGUUGGUUUUUUUCAAAAAGGGGUAGGGUUGGGGUUUGCCAAUAUCGUCAGAAAAACCAGCGAUACCUUCCAGCUAUGGGAUGGAUGGGGUUAGAUUUACAUAAAAUAGUGAUACUUUCCAGCUUUUGUUAAAUGGAAAAUAAACCAGCCAAGAUAUACCAGCCACACUUGCCAGCUAGGAACUACAAAGUGGGGUAAGUUUGAAUGUUUAAACCAGUAAAACUUUCCAGUGUGUGAGUAAGUGUAAGUGGACAGGUAAUACAGGAUACUGUCAAUAGUGGUGCUGUCCAGUUUGGUGGUAAAUUUGAGGAGAUGUAGAUAAACAGGUAAUACUUAAUACUUUAAUCCCUCUGUGGAUUAAAUAGGCGAAAAUACCAAUAAACCAGUAACACUUUUUAGAUUGGGGCAGAUUUGGGGUAAAAAGGGGUUAUUCUAAUUAAACUGUUAAACAGU